AUGGAUGUUGUUGAUCUCACCGACGUCACAGCACCUACGUCCUACCCACCUGCCAUCGACGUUGAUCAUUUUGGCACUCAAGAGGAACAGGCUUCCUUGCCAGCUCACCGACCUGAAACAGUCGUGCAAGGCAGUCUUGCAUCGGCAUCGCCACAAGGGGGAUCUGAUGCCUUGCUUAAAGAAGGUGCUACACAUUUCACCCUACCCGAUUUUCUAGAGCCAAUACCGACGUCCUUGUUGCCGGAAGAUCUUGGGUAUCUUCACAAAAAGGGCUGCUUUGAUAUACCAGCUCCCAAGUUCCGCGACGCCCUCUUUCGAAGUUAUGCUGAAUUUUUCCACCCAUAUAUGCCGCUUCUAGACUUGGGUAGAUUUCUUAAAGUGGUUACUUCACAAGUGCCCCAGAAUUCCCGUGUCAGUCUUUUGCUUUUUCAAGCCAUCAUGUUUGCCGGCAGCGCCCACGUUGAUAUAAAGCCUUUACGCAUGCUGGGGUUUCUGACCAGGAAAGCUGCUAGAAGAGCCUUGUACCUGAAAACGAAAACGCUGUAUGACUUGGACUACGAGAAGGACAGGCUUUGUGUCAUAAGAGUCCUCAUCAUCAUGUCGCAUUGGUACGAAACUCCGGAUGACCAGAAAGAUGCUUGCCACUGGUUACAGAUUGCCAUAUCCCUGAGCAGACGUGCCGGUCUAGAUCAAGACCCAGCAAAUAUGCCUAUUCCUGAAGCCGAGCGACGAAUAAGGAGACGUAUCUGGUGGUCAUGUGUGAACAGAGACCCUUUAUGCGCACUUGGUCUGAAGUCACGGCUCAGUCUUCAUCCGCGAGAUCACGAUGUGCCGGACUUGCGAGUUGAUGACUUUGAACUGGGAGAUGUUCCUCCGGACGGAUUCGAACGCGUCGGAAUGGCUUGGCCACCUGGUAAGAGACGCUUGUUAUGCCUGGGGUCCGUCUGGCAAACACAACUUCACAAGCAUCUUUCCGACAUCCUCGGUGAACAGUAUAAACUUGGAGACUACCGAAGUGCGUCACAGAAAGCAGACUCUAAGUCAACAAAGAUGAUACUUCUUCCUGUGGCCAAUGAAGCAACUCGAUUGAACCUAGAGAAAUUGGAGACUCGUCUUCAAUCAUGGUACAGUUCUCUUCCAUCAGAGCUUCAGACAGCUGCUGUAGGCUCAGAAAUACCUGACUCCGGGUUCGAAUCAUUUGUGGUCUUCCGUACAGCUCUGCAUAUGCUUUACCACACCUGUCGCAUCACAUUGCAUCGACCUUGGGUCCGGUCACCACAAAAUAUUGAGCCGACAAAUGGAAGUGAAACAGAGGGCGACCUUCGCGGAACACUACAGGCAUCGGUCAGAAGAUCAGCGCAAGCUAUCACUAACUUAGCGAUGGAGCUACAUCAGAUCGACCUCGUACGUCAUCUACCGCAGACAGGCAUCAGCGCGCUUGUUGCUGCAGUUGUCAGCCAUAUAUCCGACAUGCUCGCUUCUUCCGAUGAUGUCCAAAGAGCUGGGCUGAAAGGCUUCGAGCAGUGCUCACAUCUGCUGAACGAACUCCGCGAAAAUUACUACUCUGCGGACUUCUCGGCCGAUUUUGUCAAAUUACUGGCUCAGGCUAGGAAACUGACAGAUAAAUCGAAACUCGCUGAGACAAGCCUCAACUUCGUUGGGGAAGUUCUGGACAAUCAAGUCUCGGCUCAGUCUGGCUUUGCAGCACUACAUAUGGAACCACAGAGCACUGAUCCGGAAUUCACUGCUCCCCCUGUGCUAAGACCUCUACCAGAAGCUCUGUUCCCCGAAGGUAUCAAUUUAUCAAGUCACGAGGCAAAUAAUCAGAACAGCCAGUGGAGCUUAAUCGGCGAAUUUGAUAGCACCGUGGAUGCUCACCAAGCAAUAAUUCCUUCAGAAUUUACUGAAGACUGGGAUAGUUAUCGCAACUUCAGGGACGAAACAGUGAGACUCCUAGGGGAUAUCUAUGAGGAUUUCCUACCUGGUCAAUUUGGGACACUACCUGAAAUCGAUGCUUUAUCGGGCUGA
Messenger RNA from Exophiala bonariae, 2028 nucleotides. RefSeq lists its product as uncharacterized. The record is from RefSeq and is a predicted model, not a curated record. Gene Ontology annotation, molecular function: DNA binding; zinc ion binding. The transcript has 3 exons. Gene Ontology annotation, biological process: DNA-templated transcription. Bases 1 to 2028 code for a protein of 675 amino acids. NCBI's taxonomy places the organism in Eukaryota, Fungi, Ascomycota, Eurotiomycetes, Chaetothyriales, Herpotrichiellaceae.